This is a messenger RNA of Seriola dumerili (greater amberjack), 1231 nucleotides long. It is a transcript of the gene slc35e1, whose product is annotated as solute carrier family 35 member E1. The record is from RefSeq and is a predicted model, not a curated record. The transcript is spliced from 6 exons. Gene Ontology annotation, cellular component: Golgi apparatus. NCBI's taxonomy places the organism in Eukaryota, Metazoa, Chordata, Actinopteri, Carangiformes, Carangidae. The coding region runs from base 22 to 1170 and encodes 382 amino acids. Gene Ontology annotation, molecular function: antiporter activity.
CUCGUCACUCCGCGCUGGAAGAUGGCUGCGGUGGAGCGGACCCCGGUCAGGGAAGGGAUCCGAAUAGUUUCACUGUGUGUGUGCUGGUACACGGUCAGCUCGGGGGGCAACAUCGUCAAUAAAAUCAUCCUGAACGGAUUCCCGUACCCGGUCACCGUAUCUCUGUUUCACAUCAUCUCUAUCGUCGUCUUCCUUCCGCCGCUGUUGCGGGCAUGGGGGGUCCCCAAAACAGAACUGCCCGGCAGGUACUACCGGUGGUACAUCUUGCCUUUAGCUUUUGGAAAAUACUUUGCAUCUGUGUCGGCUCACUUCAGCAUAUGGAAAGUUCCGGUUUCAUAUGCGCACACGGUCAAAGCCACAAUGCCAAUAUGGGUGGUGCUGUUAUCAAGAAUUAUCAUGAGAGAAAAGCAAACCACGAAGGUCUACGUAUCGCUCAUCCCCAUCAUUGGUGGAGUGCUGCUGGCCACAGUGACUGAGCUGUCCUUUGAUGUUUCAGGAUUAAUCAGUGCUCUGGCUGCCACGCUCUGCUUCUCUCUGCAGAACAUCUUCUCCAAAAAGGUAUUGCGUGACACGCGGAUUCACCACCUGAGGCUCCUCAACAUCCUGGGCUUUAAUGCAGUGAUCUUCAUGCUGCCCACCUGGGUUCUGGUGGAUCUCUCUGUGUUUCUCGUGAAUGGAGACCUGUCAGAUGUGUCGGGGUGGUCUGGUACCUUUGUCCUCCUGCUCAUCAGUGGCUUUUGCAACUUUGCCCAGAACGUCAUCGCCUUCAGCGUGCUCAACCUCGUCAGCCCGCUCAGCUACGCCGUCGCCAAUGCCACCAAGAGGAUCAUGGUCAUCAGCAUCUCACUGCUGAUGCUGCGCAACCCAGUCACCCUCACCAACGUCUUGGGUAUGAUGACGGCCAUAGUUGGGGUCUUCCUCUACAACAAGGCCAAGUAUGACGCUAACAAGCAGAAGAAGCUGCUGCCGAGUUCCAAGCAGGACCUGAUGUCCUUUGACAACCCGGCGCUGGAGAAGAUCCAGGCCAACGGGUCAGUGCCUUUCUCCCAUGGCUCAGAGCAGCAGCAGCAGCAGCAGCACAGCUGGAACAACGUACUGACCGACCACUUCCAGUACAGCCGGCAGGCCUACACGACAAACUACAGCAGCAACCACCAGUAUGUGGUGUAAAGGAGGAGUCUGUCCUCGCUCUGGGUCGCUGUCAUAGACAUUACUGUUACCGCCCCCCACC